UAGGACGCAAUUCAAUUCACCGUUUGAGACAGAACUGGGGGGAGUCAGAGCACACCACAGACACAGAGCAUCUCCAUCCAAUGGCGAAACACCAACAGAGCAAAGGAACCUCCUCGGUGGCGGCCGAUCUAGUGGACUUCUUGAACGCUUCUCCCACGGCAUUCCACGCUGUUGACGAAGCCAAGAAGAGACUGACUAGUGCUGGAUAUGAGCAAGUUUCGGAGAGAGAAGAUUGGAGUUUAGAAGCCGGAAAGACCUACUUCUUCACAAGGAAUCACUCUACCAUUGUCGCUUUUGCAAUCGGUAAAAAAUAUGUUGCGGGAAAUGGAUUCCAUGUAAUUGGUGCUCAUACUGACAGUCCUUGUUUGAAACUGAAGCCCGUUUCAAAGGUAUCGAAAGGUGGGUAUUUGGAAGUUGGUGUCCAAACUUAUGGAGGUGGUUUAUGGCACACGUGGUUUGAUCGGGACUUAACUGUUGCUGGAAGGUUGAUAAUAAGAGAAGGGAAAGAUGGCAAUGUUUCCUACUCGCAUCGACUAGUUAGGAUUGCAGAGCCCAUAAUGCGAAUCCCAACUUUGGCAAUUCACUUGGACAGGGAUGUUAAUGAUGGAUUUAAGGUGAACACCCAGAGUCAUCUUGUUCCAGUCUUGGCAACAUCAAUUAAGGCAGAGCUUAAUAAAGUGGUUUUCAAGAACAGUCCAGCUGAAAGUGGAAGUUCAACUGAUGGAAAUAGGUCUAAUGAAAAGUCAAAAACUGACAACCAAAAGCACCAUUCCCUUCUUUUGCAGCUUCUUGCAGCUGAGGUUGGUUGUGAACCAGACGACAUAUGUGAUUUUGAGUUGCAAGCAUGUGAUACACAACCAAGCAUAAUUGCUGGAGCCACAAAGGAAUUCAUUUUCUCAGGAAGACUUGAUAAUCUCUGCAUGUCAUUUUGCUCUUUAAAGGCAUUGAUAGACUCUACCUCUUCUGAAAGUAGUCUUGAUCAUGAGACUGGUGUAAGGGUGGUUGCCUUGUUUGAUCAUGAGGAGGUUGGAUCUAAUUCAGCACAGGGAGCUGGAUCUCCUGCCAUGUUGGAUGCUCUAUCACGAAUUACAAGUUCCUUCAGUACCGAUUCUAAGUUGCUGGAGAAGGCAAUCCAGAGGAGCUUCCUUGUAUCUGCUGACAUGGCCCAUGCUUUGCAUCCUAAUUAUAUGGAUAAACAUGAAGAUAAUCAUCAGCCCAAGUUGCACGGUGGGCUGGUUAUCAAACACAAUGCAAAUCAACGUUAUGCAACCAAUGCCGUCACUUCCUUCAUAUUUAGGGAGAUAGCAAUCAAGCACAACCUUCCUAUCCAGGAUUUUGUGGUUCGCAAUGACAUGCCCUGUGGUUCAACCAUAGGUCCAAUUCUGGCGAGUGGUACAGGGAUUCGUACAGUUGACAUUGGCGCACCACAACUAUCAAUGCACAGCAUAAGAGAAAUGUGUGGAGUUGAUGAUGUAAAACAUUCCUAUGAGCAUUUCAAAGCCUUCUUCCAAGAGUUUUGUCAUGUUGACACCAAGAUUGUAGUUGACAUUUAGGUCUCAGCCUCUCAUUUCCUUCGAUAAUGCAUGCUAGUAUUUUGUAUUGUCAAAACAGUUGGACAUCUAGUUUCCACUCCAAGCAUAUGAAAGAUAUUUCUAGUGCCAUACUCAGCUGAGUUGCCAGGUCGACCGGUGUUGUAUUAAACUGUGCAAUUUAGUAGAAGUUGCUUCUAUGGUUAUUAAUAUGUAAUUUGUGGCCAAGUAACAUCCAGUCUACUUUUUGUUAUGUCAUUUUGCAAUUCUGUC
This is a messenger RNA of Camellia sinensis, 1802 nucleotides long. Its product is annotated as putative aspartyl aminopeptidase. The record is from RefSeq and is a predicted model, not a curated record. NCBI's taxonomy places the organism in Eukaryota, Viridiplantae, Streptophyta, Magnoliopsida, Ericales, Theaceae. Gene Ontology annotation, molecular function: zinc ion binding; aminopeptidase activity. Gene Ontology annotation, biological process: proteolysis.